Messenger RNA from Williopsis jadinii, 1173 nucleotides. RefSeq lists its product as uncharacterized. The transcript is spliced from 2 exons. Lineage: Eukaryota; Fungi; Ascomycota; Saccharomycetes; Phaffomycetales; Wickerhamomycetaceae. The annotation marks the transcript as partial. The record is from RefSeq and is a predicted model, not a curated record.
AUGGACGCGAUUGCUGAGGAUAAUCAACACGGUGCCACUGCUUCAGAAGAUCCAGUCUUGAGGAAUUUACGCGUCAAAGCGGAGGCUGCGAUGCCCUUUCUCCAAGAUGGCCUCUCAACUUAUGCUAUUCAAAGGCAUACGUCGAGCGUGUCUUUGAGAUAUGCCGGCUCAGUUAAGAAAUACUUCGCCGCUCUUCUGUCUCUGCCUAUUGAUGGUAGGGAAGGAGAUCUUGUGGCUUAUAUUAUCGUCAAUGUUAUAAAUUUUAUUAAGGCAUCGUUAGUGAUACUUAUGAAAUUGAGGGGACCACCUAUAACUUCAGGGAAAAUUGAGGACAUUCUUUCGGGGGAGGAACUGGCACUCUUCAUGAGAAUUGUAUUUGAACAGUUCAAAGAGAUUUUUUAUAUCGAGAAUAAUUUGAUUGAUUCUGCAGAAAAUGUUGUCUACAUGAUGAUCCUGCUCAACAUCAGGUCAAUGUGUAACAAUGGACUAGUGGACCCUGCUAGUAUUUCUUCUUGGAUAGCGAUGUCAAAUGUGCUGAAGAAUAAAGAUGGUUUUGGGAGUCGAUACUAUAGUUUCUUGAGUGACAGAAAAGCAUUCGGUAUCACCUUCGACCACAAGAAACAUCGUUGCGAAUACCUUGUGAUCUAUAGAAAGGAACAAGAGAAUCGAAACGAUUUACGAUAUAUUCUAUCUUCCCCAGAGAAAUUUCCAGAUUUUGAACAAUCCAAAAAUUUUACAUCUCGAGAUAUCUCCAAUUAUCGGGAGCUUACCGAGAAAGUAUUCAUGUCUUUUAAACGAUCAGAGCAGUCCAGAGAGAAUGCAUCACUCUAUUCUCCUGUGAGUUCCUGCGAAUAUUCGGAGAAUCUGGAGACACUUCACAGAAAAGAGGAUGGUCAAAUUGAUAUGCCUUGUGAGAAACAAUUUCGGAAGGAACAUGCAAAAGCUUUGACAGAAUUUGUGGGACAAAGAGCUAGAGAUGCACAACUUGAUCUACCACCAGCGCAACACGAAGAUGGUUUGGAGGACGGCAGUAACGUUUCGCCCGUAAUUACUGUGGAAGACGCCUUGUACACGGAGCUUGAAACUGCCUUUGAAAAGAAUCUUCAAGAUGUUACAGAGGAAGGUGAACCUGCAACAGAAAGCGUUGAUGAGUCUGGGAACGAUGUUGAAUUU